This is a messenger RNA of Liolophura sinensis, 1352 nucleotides long. RefSeq names its product biogenesis of lysosome-related organelles complex 1 subunit 2-like. The transcript has 5 exons. The coding region runs from base 69 to 518 and encodes 149 amino acids. Lineage: Eukaryota; Metazoa; Mollusca; Polyplacophora; Chitonida; Chitonidae. The record is from RefSeq and is a predicted model, not a curated record. Gene Ontology annotation, biological process: endosomal transport; lysosome localization. Gene Ontology annotation, cellular component: BORC complex; BLOC-1 complex; gamma-tubulin complex. Gene Ontology annotation, molecular function: gamma-tubulin binding.
CAACAUUCAGACUUGUCAUCGUUGCAAAAAGAAAGCGGGUGUUUGUGUGUGAUUCUGACGAGUUCGAGAUGAGUACAGACAGUGACGUUGCUGCUAGCAGUAGUAAAGAUAAAACAGUUGAGCUCAUGAGAGGACUGUCAAUUGCGUCCCAGCCUAUUGAGACAGCUAUGGAGGCUAGAGAACCACCCCCUCCUGAUGUUGUCAAGUUGUGUCGUGAAACAUUUCAGAAUACAGCAGAUUAUCUUAAGGGAGAACUUGAAGCCACGGCCGAAGAUUACAAACUUCUUGAAGAGAUGAACAAAGUCACAGUAACAAAAUAUGAGGAAAUGAAACAUAUAGCCAUAAAUAUAAGUAAAUCACUUCAUGUCAUGAAUGAAAAAUACAAACUGUUACAACCGUACCUGGAUCAGAUAGAUCAGAUUGAGGAAAGUGUGGCUUCUCUCGAGCAGGCAGCUUAUAGACUGGAUGCUUACUCCAAACGAUUAGAGGCCAGAUUUAAGCAGUUAGAAAAGAGAUGAACCUUCAGAUACAUAGGAUCACCUGCCUGCCAAGAUGUGAAUACUUGACCUUGUUGUUGCAACUCUACUGCAGCAUUUACCAACAGUUGAAAUACAUUUAGGUGUAGUUCAUUUUCAUUAUAAUAGAUAAAUUAAUUUUAGAUUCACGUGUCAGGAGUAGAAUAAGCCUACUGCAUAGCAGUGGAGAAAAGUUUAAUUUGCUGAUACAGAUUUAUUUCGAGGCUUCAAACUGAAACAAGUGCUUUUCAUUGUUUGUUGGCUUACUGAUAUUAUGCUUAUCACCUAAAUGAAGUAUCAAAAAAUAAGCAAUAUUAUGUGUGCUACAUUUUAAUUUGGGUGUCAAAGCUGUUGCUUAUACAUGUAUCAAUAAUUUAUGAUUUGUAAAGUCACGAGCAUCAGUUUUCCUGUUGUAACAUUUAUUUUUAUGCUUCACACUCAUUUUGAAUAUUUAAUUCUAGUCAGUACUUGCCUGUUGUUUGGUGCUCUAUUUGAAAUUAUUGUAUCUGCAUUAGUCUUGCACAAAACAGGAGUAAACAUGUAUACAAGUACUUGUAAAUAACUCUGUUUCAUGAAUACCAUCUACAUGUACAUGCCUAUCUGUACUCUGUAUGUAUAGUUAGGUUCAUAGCUGUUUUAUAGUGUGUUUAACUUUGUGAUUUCAUAUGACCAUUUUGUGUACGUAUAAAAUAAGAAACAUUUUGGUGACUUCCAAGUUUAUCCACCCUUCAUCCAUUUUUGCUGUGAAAUAUAAAUACAUGGUAUUCUGCAAUGAACAUUCCUAAAACAGUUAUGUAAUUAACUUUAAAUAAUAAUACUUGCGCUGUUGGGAACAUU